Molecule: messenger RNA, 1155 nt
Organism: Sclerotinia borealis F-4128
Lineage: Eukaryota; Fungi; Ascomycota; Leotiomycetes; Helotiales; Sclerotiniaceae
Source: the annotation of a GenBank genome assembly
AUGUUUCGCCGUAUUUUGAUCAUUGCUUGGAUCAUCUCCAUUUGUUUUUCCAACAAUGUUACCUCGAACAAAAUAGCCCUUACUGGUUCGAGGCCUAGAGACCCCUCUGCAGUUCAAACGUCUCCUCCCAAGAAUAAUGAAGCCCUGAUGAAAGACUUCUCAACCACCAAAGCACCUGCGCCGACUAGACCUCCUCGAGGACCAGAAUUUCAUCUCGCAAAGCGUCAAUCGUAUGUUCAAUCAUGUGGCAACUAUCAAAUCCCAGGAUUCAGUCUCAAAUUAAACAUGGGUCAAACUUGUUUGGUGGAUGAGAAUGGAUUGAUGUUUGGGGAUUGCUCGAACAGAAUUACGGAUGGAAAUGAUUGUGGAUGGGCUGAGGUUUGCGUCGAUAGUCAUGCUUGUGUUAGUAGCUGUGGGAGGACUUCUGUACCUAACUUAAGUGUUACAACUUGUGGUGGGAAUGGAAAUGAAUACUGUGCCAUGUGGUAUCUUGUAUCAGAAACCUAUAUCUAUACCUCUAUUAUGUGCAGCGAUUCACAAAGCUGGUUGACCUUCGAUGCCACUUAUGUUACAACUCUUUCUGACGAUUUCAAUGGCUAUACCUAUGAUCCGUCUGAAGCGACACCGGCAUCUACAUCAAGCACGUUGACCAUAUCAGUUGGAAAUCCAAGCGCAACUGGUAACGGUACUUCCGACACCAACUUAGAUAGCAGUCACUCAUUAGGAGCGAUAAUGGGUGGAGCAUUUGGUGGACUCGGUGCCGUCACGAUUUGUUGUGGUCUUUUAUGGUUCUACCACCGUCACCGAGAGUCUAAAAAAAGAGCAAGCAGAGCUCUCGCAUACGAUCCCGCCCACUCUUCUUCCGAUGAUCCCGAACCACCCAAUGUAAUAGGUUCUGGCCACCCAAGUUCUAUCCAUCAUUCUAUCAGGUCGCCUCAAUCGGUUGGAAGCCCUGCUCAGGGGUACCCGAUGUCGUAUAUGGAAAGUCCACUCCGGAGCCCCAAUCUAGAGGAUGGAAGUGUUCAUACGGGUGGAAUAAGAACUCCGAGGGUUUUGACACCGGUUCUUGCACCUAGUGUGAGUGAGAUGUUUGUUGAAGACCCUGUGUAUGAAUUACAUACCGAUCCUAUUGGGCCUUCAGAGUUGCCAGCAUGA